GGCCGUGGAGCGGCCCGGGGCGAGCCCCGCGGAGCAGUCGGGCCCCCACUUUCCUGGCGCCCGGGACCAGGCGGGGCUGUGGGCACCCGCCGGCGGCGGAGCGGCGCCCCCGCCCAGGAGCAGAGCGGUCGCUACGAUCGCGGAGCAAGGAGGACGGAGCCCGGACCCCGCUGCCCGAGGAGACACGGGCUCAUCCCGCCUGCAAUGAGGGGAAACGCAGUGGUCCUUCCCGCCCGCAGACCCCGAGAAGUACAGCAGAUGGUACGGGAACAGUACACCACGACCACAGAAGGCACCCACAUAGAGAGGCCAGAGAACCAGUGCAUCUACAAAAUUGGCAUUUACGGCUGGAGGAAGCGUUGCCUCUACUUAUUUGUUCUUCUUUUACUCAUCAUCCUCCUCGUGAAUUUUGCCCUUACAAUUUGGAUUCUUAAAGUGAUGUGGUUUUCUCCGAUAGGAAUGGGUCACUUGCAUGUUACAGAAGAUGGACUUCGCCUAGAAGGGGAAUCAGAAUUUUUAUUCCCCUUGUAUGCCAAAGAAAUACAUUCCAGAGUGGACUCAUCUCUGCUUCUACAGUCAACUCAGAAUGUGACCGUAAAUGCACGCAAUUCUGAAGGCGAAGUCACAGGCAGAUUAAAAGUAGGUCCCAAAAUGGUAGAGGUCCAAAGUCAACAGUUUCAGAUCAAUUCCAAGGAUGGCAAGCCACUGUUCACUGUUGAUGAAAAUGAAGUUGUGGUCGGUACAGACAGACUUCGAGUAACUGGGCCUGAAGGGGCUCUUUUUGAACAUUCAGUGGAGACACCUCUUGUAAGUGCCGACCCAUUUCAGGAGCUGAGGUUAGAAUCCCCCACACGAAGUCUAAGCAUGGAUGCCCCAAAAGGCGUUCAUAUUAAAGCUCAUGCUGGGAAAAUCGAGGCCCUUUCCCAAAUGGAUAUCAUUUUUCAUAGUAGUGACGGAAUGCUUGUGCUCGAUGCUGGCACUGUGUGUUUACCCAAGUUGGCUCAGGGCACACGGGGGCCCGCUGACAGCUCACAGAGACUCUACGAGAUCUGUGUGUGUCCGGAUGGGAAGCUUUUCCUGUCUGUGGCUGGCGUGGGUACCACAUGCCAUGAACACAGUCACAUCUGCCUCUGAAGCACCUGCAUUUCCGUGGGGUGCCUGCUUCCUUUCAGUGAUUCAAAGCGCCCACCUCAAGCCUUCAGAUGUGACAUGCUGCGAGACCAAGGUGGCGGAUGGGAAGGAGGGGGAUACAUCUUCAAAAGGAACCCAGAAAGAAAAAAGUGACCAAGUGUUCAGAUGAAACCACGUGAUCUCAAAACGGCAUGUGGAUAUUAGACAAAAAAAGUCAGAUAUCAAAGAUUCUGCAGAUUCCACUAGAUUUCCAUCAGAACCAUUAUGACUUUUCAUUUUUCACAGAUUGUCAAUCUAAAUGCAAUAUAGAAUGGCCACGUAGAGUUCAUGAUGUUGAACUGUGGAUAUCAAACUCCCCAUUCAAGUAGCAUCGGUAAAUACUAAAAUGCCCCCAAAGUUCUAUGAGGUGUCUCCACUAUAUUACUCAAACCUGUAAGUUCUCUCUUCAUUUUUAAUGCAGUGUGUUAGGUUUCUCAAGACAAUCUUCAGGUUUUGAAGCAAUUUUGAGGUUGAUCUGAUUUUCAAUAUGUACUCAAUAAAUUACACAACAUUAAUCACGCUUUCUUUAUAGUCAAAGAGCAAUAAACAUAAGACUACAUUUUUCACAAA
Manis pentadactyla (Chinese pangolin) is the source of this 1740-nucleotide messenger RNA. It is a transcript of the gene SGCG, whose product is annotated as sarcoglycan gamma. The record is from RefSeq and is a predicted model, not a curated record. Gene Ontology annotation, cellular component: sarcoglycan complex; sarcolemma. Gene Ontology annotation, biological process: heart contraction; cardiac muscle tissue development. The transcript is spliced from 8 exons. NCBI's taxonomy places the organism in Eukaryota, Metazoa, Chordata, Mammalia, Pholidota, Manidae. The coding region runs from base 205 to 1134 and encodes 309 amino acids.